AUGAGGCCACCGAGAAGGUCGAUCCACGUCGUGACGACAUGGGUGCGACGACAACCGCCGAAGGUGAAGGCUUUUUUGGCCGUUGUAGCAGGUAUGUUAGCUCUGGUGUUGCUACGAGUCAUCGUGAACGAUCAUGACAAUCUCUUCGUCGCCGCCGAAGCUGUUCACUCCAUUGGAAUCACUGUCCUUAUCUAUAAGUUAAUGAAGGAAAAAACUUGUGCUGGGCUGUCACUCAAAUCCCAGGAACUAACAGCUAUAUUUCUGGCUGUUAGACUGUACUGUAGUUUUGUCAUGGAAUAUGACAUACACACCUUCCUUGAUUUAACUACUUUUGGUACCACCCUGUGGGUUAUUUAUAUGAUUCGUUUUAAACUAAAGUCAAGUUACAUGGAGGACAAAGACAAUUUUGCCAUAUAUUAUGUGUUGGUACCUUGUGCUCUAUUGGCUUUGUUCAUCCAUCCAUCCACAUCACAUCAUAUUAUCAACAGGAUUUUAUGGGCAUUCUGUGUAUACCUGGAAGCUGUUUCGGUGCUACCCCAACUGCGAGUGAUGCAAAACACAAAGAUUGUUGAACCAUUCACAGCUCAUUAUGUGUUCGCAUUGGGUGUUGCAAGGUUCUUGAGCUGUGCUCAUUGGGUUCUCCAGGUUUUGGACAGCCGUGGCCAUCUGCUAACAGCUUUGGGCUAUGGAUUGUGGCCUUCUAUGGUUCUUAUCUCAGAAAUUGUUCAAACUUUUAUAUUAGCAGACUUCUGUUACUACUAUGUGAAAAGUGUUUUCGGAGGACAGCUUGUGUUACGCCUUCCUUCUGGAGUAGUGUAA
Molecule: messenger RNA, 819 nt
Organism: Ilex paraguariensis (yerba mate)
Lineage: Eukaryota; Viridiplantae; Streptophyta; Magnoliopsida; Aquifoliales; Aquifoliaceae
Source: the annotation of a GenBank genome assembly